CCUAGUUCCACCCGUCAUCUCGCGUCCCCAAUGUCCGAGCAGCCGUUCACAGUGCACGUUCCCGACUCGGAGCUCGAGCUGCUUCAGAAGAAACUCGCCUUGACGCGUCUACCCGACGAGCUCGACGAUGCCGGAUGGGGGUACGGCGUGCCCCUCGCCGACGUGAAACGUGUCGUGGAACGAUGGCAGAACGGCUGGGACUGGCGCCGUUACGAGGCCGAGAUCAACAAGCUGCCGAUGUUCACGCGCGAUAUCGACGUGGACGGGUUCGGGACGCUCAACAUCCACUAUAUCCAUCAGAAGAGUGAGGUGAAGGGCGCGAUCCCGUUGCUGUUCGUCCACGGCUGGCCUGGCCACUUCCUCGAACCCGCGAAGCUUCUCCCUUUGCUCACCGCGUCAUCGCCGGACCAUCCGAGCUUCCACGUCGUCUCGCUCGGACUACCUGGCUACGGCUUCUCGGAAGCCCCUAAGAAGAAGGGGUUCAAAAUCGCACAAUACGCCGAGGUCGGGCACAAGCUGAUGCUGGCCUUGGGAUAUGAUCAAUAUGUGACACAAGGGGGCGACUGGGGUUAUAGUAUCACCCGAAUGAUAGCUCUGAGUUACGGCGGCAAGCACUCCAAAGCCUGGCACACCAACUUCCCUCGAGGCGAUCCUCCGGCUUUCACGAAGCAUCCCAUCGCCUACAUUCAGCACCUCUUCACCCCUUAUACGCAGUCGGAGAAAGUGGGGCUGGAACGCACGGAAAAGUUCAUGAAGCUCGGGAGAGGGUAUUCCGCCGAGCAUAGUACGCAGCCCCAGACGCUCGGGUACAGCCUUGCCGACUCCCCGGCUGGCCUGCUCGCCUGGAUCUACGAGAAGCUCCAUAACUGGUCUGACGGAUACCCAUGGAAAGACGACGAAGUUUUGGACUGGGUGUCGAUUUACUGGUUCUCCCGAGCCGGCCCGACGGCAUCGAUCCGCAUAUACUACGAGGUGGAAAAAGGCGGAGACCAACAUUUCGUCGGUGCGCCGAAGAUUCCGAUGGGCGUUUCGUAUUUCGCGACCGAGCUGGUGAGGGUGCCCAAGCUCUGGACCCGUCUGACAGGAAACGUGGUGUUUGCAUCGGAGUGGCCGUCCGGCGGACACUUCGCCGCCCACGAAAAGCCUGAGGAGCUCGCGACGGAUUUGAGGAAGAUGUUUGGCAAGGGCGGGAAGGCGUACGGCGUUGUAUCCGGGAAAGAUGGCUACUAAUGAACGCGCUUACCACUCGUGACACGUCCUCAGCUCAGAAUGUCUUAUCCAUAGUAUACAUAUAAUGAUAUACUAGCUUGAAGCUAUAAU
Molecule: messenger RNA, 1320 nt
Organism: Punctularia strigosozonata HHB-11173 SS5
Lineage: Eukaryota; Fungi; Basidiomycota; Agaricomycetes; Corticiales; Punctulariaceae
Product: alpha/beta-hydrolase
Exons: 9
Coding region: 31-1230 (399 amino acids)
Biological process (GO): epoxide metabolic process
Molecular function (GO): epoxide hydrolase activity
Source: RefSeq, a predicted model, not a curated record